AUGUACUUCUUAGCUCACCAAAUCCUUUUGGUGACCAAGUCCCACCCCAUAAAGGCACUCCUACACCAGCCCCUUCUCACGGGAAGAAUAGCAUUAUGUCUAGUCUUGCUUUCUCAAUAUGACAUAAGUAUUAGAACUCCCAAAGCUGUCAAAAGCCAAGCUAUAGCAGAUCAACUGGCUCAGUUCCCGGGAAAGGAGGAAGGUCCGCUGAGUGAAGAAAUCCCUGGUGAGGUGGUAGUAACAGAGAUCCCAGGAAAGAAAUGGACCAUGAGGUUCGACGGGUCAGCUAUGACAACUUCAAAUGGGGUAGGAAUCGUACUAAGCUGUGAGAAUGGGAACACCAUACCCUUGUCUUUCAAGCUUGGUUUCUCGUGCUCUAAUAACACAGCUGAAUAUGAGGCGUACUUAACCGGGCUGACCAUAGCACUCAGUAUAGGAGUAAAGCAUAUGAGAGUGUUGGGAGACUCUAAUCUUGUAAUUUCCCAAGUGAAAGGUGACUUUGCGUUAUGGGAACAAAAUUUAGCAGCCUACAGAACUUGGGCACAAAGGCUGGAGUUGGAAUUCCAGACCUUUAGCAUAGAGUACACUCAAAGAAGUGAAAACAGGUUUGCUGAUACGCUCGCCACUCUGGGGUCCCAAAUACCAUUCAAAGGAAGGGACACGCUGAUAAAAAUAGGAAGGCAGGAACAUUCUAUUAUAAGGAUCCUCCAAGAGAUGUACCCCAGAGAGUCCAAAUAG
Messenger RNA from Quercus robur (English oak), 738 nucleotides. RefSeq lists its product as uncharacterized. The record is from RefSeq and is a predicted model, not a curated record. The transcript has a single exon. The coding region runs from base 1 to 738 and encodes 245 amino acids. Gene Ontology annotation, molecular function: RNA-DNA hybrid ribonuclease activity; nucleic acid binding. Lineage: Eukaryota; Viridiplantae; Streptophyta; Magnoliopsida; Fagales; Fagaceae.